UGUUCCCCUUAGACCUGAUUGAAUCUGUCCAGUUCGAAUUAGUUGUGAAGAUAUGGCACAAUACAGCGAGCAAAUAACGGAUAUGGAUCAAAACACAGGUCUACCAGGCUGGGAAUAGGCUGCCGAUUCUUUUUUAUCAACAUAGCGUGGAGCAAUGUGGAAGCCGGCGAACGUAAUUAUGUGCAUUUUAUUCAUUAAAGCCAUUUCUUGGUCGCUUGUAGAGCUAGCUAGCUACCUCAGAUUUCUUUAACUGUGCCGAAAUGCUUGCAUACGAUGUCGGUAGCCAAGAGUGUACAUGCUUCUUGAAAAUAAUCCGCUUCCUUUUUCAUCGCUUACGGAGUCAAACGUAAACUGCAACGUUAUGGAUAUGUUUUCACUGUAUUUUGUGCCGAAUGAGUACGCUUGCGCACUGCAGUAAAACCUGUCUGCGUUUGCUCUCGUGUUUGGAUGCUAAAUUUGACAGUAAAUCAGUCACUUCUUUAGGCAAGAUAACCUAUAGUCAUUCUGUGUGCAAUUCGGCUGGUAGAAGCGCUGCCCCGGCCCCCUCAGAAUAGCCCGCUGGACACAGUGUGCAAUUUAAAUGUGAGAGGCAUUGUCGGCGCGAUACGAGCCCCAAUUGUGUCAUAAAUGAAAAGCAAACAGUAUCAACUGAAGUUAACAGCACCCUGGGAGAAGGAUGCUAGCUUCGGGAGAAGGCUCAAAACCUACAGGAAUCACACCAAAAUAAUCGCACACCCGGGAAUCGUGAUGAAAGUGUUACGCAGGAAGAGGAUCGUGUUGUUUAUAGCCUACUUUUUGCUGCUGGUUUUGACCAUGCUGAACCUGGCUAAUUACAAAUGGACUAAAGAGCCACAACAAUGCAACCACCAGAUGCGGAGCACUACCUAUCAAAGCAGAUCCGACAUCCGCUUCCUCUAUAGACCUUCUCUGGCGAAGAAGAGGCAGCUUGUAUAUGUUUUGACUACUUGGAGGUCCGGAUCCUCCUUUUUCGGAGAGCUCUUUAACCAAAACCCAGAAGUAUUCUUCUUGUACGAACCCAUGUGGCACAUCUGGCAGAAACUGUACCCCGGGGAUGCGGUAUCGUUGCAAGGGGCGGCCAGAGAUAUGCUAAGCUCUUUGUACCGGUGUGAUCUCUCUGUUUUCCAGCUGUACAAUACACCGGGGAGUAAGAAUGUGAGCUCCCUUGGGCUUUUCGGUGCCACUCUCAACAAGGUAAUAUGCUCUUACCCUCUCUGCUCGGCGUACAGGAAAGAUAUUGUGGGAAUGGUGGAUGACAAGGUGUGCAAGAAGUGCCCCCCGCAAAGCCUGCGACUGUUGGAAGAGGAGUGCCUAAAGUACAGCACCGUGGUGAUAAAAGGGGUGCGUAUUUUGGAUGUCAAUGUUUUGGCCCCGCUGAUGGAGGACCCCUCCUUGGACCUGAAGGUGAUUCACCUGGUGAGAGACCCCAGGGCCGUGGCGAAUUCCAGGAUCAAGUCGAGGCACGGGCUGAUACGGGAGAACCUUCAAGUGGUCCGGAGCAGGGACCCCAAACUUCGCCGGAUCCCUUUCGUGGACCCGAAUCACAAAGUUAACAAAAAGGACGGGUCGGACUAUCACUCGAUCGGGGCUAUGGAAGUGAUAUGCGACCGGACCUCCAAAACGCUGAGGACCGCUUUAAAUCCGCCCAACUGGCUCAAGGGGAAAUACAUGACCGUGCGUUAUGAGGACCUAGUUGAAAAUCCCAUCAAGACGCUACGGAACGUUUAUCGCUUCGUUAACCUGUCUGCCAACCACGACAUCGAAUCUUUCGCCAUGAAUAUGACCAGCGGAAGUAGCUCAUCCUCCAAGCCGUUCAUCGUUUCGUCCAGAAAUGCGACACAAGCUGCCAGCGCGUGGAGGACUGUACUGAGUUUCCAACAAAUUAAACAAGUCGAAGACUAUUGUCACCAUUCAAUGGCUUUGCUAGGUUACGAACGCAUAAGAACAGCCGGGGAGGCGAAAGACUUAAGUAAAUCCUUGCUGACGUUACCUAAACUGUGACAAUGUUGCCACCAAAGACAUAAUGACUUGUAAAUUAAUUUUGCAUCAGUUCAGUUUGUUGUGCAAUUUGCAGAUCUGUUAAAGCUUUAUGUCAAAUUCAGUGUUCUUUGGGAAUUUCAUAUGCCACAUUGGAAUGUAUUUUUGAUUGUUUUAAAUACGUUACAGUGGUAAUUGACGGGACCACUAGAUUUGUAAUUGGACCACUGGAUGUCUGACAAUGCAACGCCUAUAAAAAACAACUUGAAUCUUGGACUAUUAAGAAGAAAACCGCAAAUGUGUACAAUGCAUCUUAUAGUAGCACUUAAAAGUGAAUGUUUCUGAAGUAAUUUUAAACGUUCUAAACAAUUAUUCAGAUGGGAUUUGGUUAGGUUAUACAGUCCAUUCCUGUUUGUAAAAUUGGAAAUUGUAGGACAGAUGUGCAAAUGGUUAAAAAGUCGUUGUCUGAACUGAUAAUGUUACAUAUGUUACAUAUGUGUAUAAGUACUGGUACGUGGGUCAGCUUUAUCGGAGACAAUCAUUA
Megalops cyprinoides (Indo-Pacific tarpon) is the source of this 2539-nucleotide messenger RNA. RefSeq names its product carbohydrate sulfotransferase 2-like. Gene Ontology annotation, biological process: sulfur compound metabolic process; N-acetylglucosamine metabolic process; carbohydrate metabolic process. Gene Ontology annotation, molecular function: N-acetylglucosamine 6-O-sulfotransferase activity. Gene Ontology annotation, cellular component: Golgi membrane. The transcript has a single exon. The record is from RefSeq and is a predicted model, not a curated record. The coding region runs from base 628 to 2019 and encodes 463 amino acids. NCBI's taxonomy places the organism in Eukaryota, Metazoa, Chordata, Actinopteri, Elopiformes, Megalopidae.